AUGGAUUCUGAAGAUGAAAUAGCGUAUUUUUAUUACGAAUCUCGGCAAUUCAGUCCGAAAAAGAACGAAGAAGAACCAGUUUUAAAAGAAAAGGCUUCAGAAAAGGCUUCAGAAAAGGUUUCAGAAAGAGCACCAGUCUUUGAUCACUCAUCGGAUGAAGAGAGUGAUGAUGACAGUGAAGAGAUUCGAAAACUUGAAUUUUAUACAAGAAAAAUUUCAUCUGAUAAUGAUAAUUUGUGUUUUGCAGGUAAAACGGAAAAGAUCAAAGAAAAACAAGCUGUGAAAAAGAAGAAUCAUAAAGCAGCAACUGUUAAAGAAAAAGAUGAUAGUGAUGAUGAUAAUUCGCAGGUUAAAAAACAAGAUGACAGCGAUGAUGAAGAUGUUCGAGUGUUAAAGAAGCAGGUUAAAGAAAUUCCAGCUUUCAAGGUUGAAAAGGAAGCUGAUGCAGAAAAGAUACCUGAGAAAUGUGAAAAUUGUGAUACUGUGAAAAGGAUUUAUCCUACAGUAGAAGGCAUGAAAGCAUUUGAAGAAGAGGAUAUUGAAGUAAAGGAUAUUGGAAACUUUAAGCAAAGGAAAGUUUCCGGUGUUUGCGCGUUUGUGUUUGCCAUAUAUUGA
This is a messenger RNA of Helianthus annuus (common sunflower), 615 nucleotides long. Its product is annotated as nucleolin-like. The record is from RefSeq and is a predicted model, not a curated record. The transcript is spliced from 4 exons. Lineage: Eukaryota; Viridiplantae; Streptophyta; Magnoliopsida; Asterales; Asteraceae. The coding region runs from base 1 to 615 and encodes 204 amino acids.